Molecule: messenger RNA, 1973 nt
Organism: Gadus chalcogrammus (walleye pollock)
Lineage: Eukaryota; Metazoa; Chordata; Actinopteri; Gadiformes; Gadidae
Gene: rxrgb
Product: retinoid X receptor, gamma b
Exons: 10
Coding region: 153-1517 (454 amino acids)
Biological process (GO): positive regulation of transcription by RNA polymerase II; response to retinoic acid; retinoic acid receptor signaling pathway
Cellular component (GO): RNA polymerase II transcription regulator complex; nucleus
Molecular function (GO): zinc ion binding; retinoic acid-responsive element binding; nuclear receptor activity
Source: RefSeq, a predicted model, not a curated record
GUUUUCGCCACCCCCUCACUGGGCCCCCGCGUAGACCUGCCUUGCAGAGUUCAGUCGGCCCAGGGAGCGGAAUGCGCUGGGAUGCUGCCGUGACGGAGCAGCAGCAGCGUUAACAGUGUAGGGGGGAAGAACGACGCGAACACUCAAACAGUAUGGACAGCAAUGACCCGUAUUUACACCUCAACUCCUCGGGGCCCAUGAACACCCCCCACUCACACCACCAUCCCAUGGGCAGCAUGGUGGGUCACCCCUCCGUCAUCAGCAGCUCCAGGCCCAUGCAUGGGGCCUCAAUGUCCGGGCUGGGCUCGCCCAUGAACGGCCUGACCUCCGCCUACUCGGUCAUCACCUCGUCGCUAGGGUCGCCCUCCGCCUCGUUGCCCUCCACGCCCACGAUGAACUUUGGGACGCUCAGCAGCCCGCAGAUGAACUCUAUGAACAGUGUUAGCAGCUCAGAGGACAUCAAGCCUCCCCCGGGCCUCCAGAACCUGGGGAACAUCAACUACCAGUGCCCCAGCCCCGGGGGGAUGUCCAAGCACAUCUGCGCCAUCUGUGGGGAUCGCUCCUCCGGAAAGCACUACGGCGUGUACAGCUGUGAGGGCUGCAAAGGCUUCUUCAAGAGAACCAUCCGGAAGGACCUGACGUACACUUGUCGAGACAGCAAAGAGUGCCUGAUCGACAAGCGGCAGCGCAACCGCUGCCAGUACUGCCGCUACCAGAAGUGCUUGGCCAUGGGCAUGAAGAGAGAAGCGGUGCAGGAAGAGAGGCAGCGAGGGAAGGAGCGGGGGGAGAACGAGGUGGAGCCCACAAGUAGUUUUAACGAGGAGAUGCCCGUGGACAAGAUCCUGGACGCAGAGCUCGCUGUGGAGCCCAAAACAGAGAUGUACACGGACAGCAGCCCGGGCAACUCGACCAACGACCCGGUCACCAACAUCUGCCAGGCAGCAGACAAGCAGCUGUUCACGCUGGUGGAGUGGGCAAAGAGGAUCCCCCACUUCUCUGAGCUGCCCCUAGACGACCAGGUCAUUCUACUACGAGCAGGCUGGAACGAGCUGCUCAUCGCGUCCUUCUCACACCGCUCGGUCACGGUUAAAGACGGCAUCCUAUUGGCCACUGGCCUUCACGUGCACAGAAGCAGCGCGCACAGCGCUGGAGUUGGCUCUAUAUUUGACAGAGUCCUGACGGAGCUGGUAUCUAAAAUGAAGGACAUGCAGAUGGACAAGACAGAGCUGGGCUGCUUGCGAGCCAUUGUUCUCUUCAACCCUGAUGCCAAGGGGCUGUCGAACCCCCCGGAGGUGGAAGGUCUGAGGGAGAAGGUGUACGCGUCGCUAGAGUCGUACACAAAGCAGAAGUACCCCGACCAGCCCGGCAGGUUUGCUAAGCUGCUUCUUCGGUUGCCCGCACUUCGCUCCAUCGGGCUCAAGUGUCUAGAACACCUGUUCUUCUUCAAGCUGAUCGGGGACACGCCCAUCGAUACCUUCCUCAUGGAGAUGCUGGAGGCUCCCCACCAGAUCACAUGACACAAGUCAUGUGACCCCCCGACCCACCCCUCCUUGUCUCUGUAUAUACGUCCAAAAUGUCGGUGAUACGAACAUUCAACAAAAAAAAAAAAACUACAAAAAAUACAUAACUUGAUUCAAGUUGUAAAAUGGCAUAUUUUGUACCAAGCACAAAUGAUUCUUAUAAUUGGAAAUAAAUUGUAUUUUAUGGUUUACAUGGAAGCCGAGACGUAGUAGCGGAGAUUGUAAAGUAUACAGUUAAAAAAUGAAUUCUAAUAGAAUUGUUAACUGAUUUUUUUUAUUUUGUAAAUAGAUAAUUCCAGAUAUUCUUUUUAAAGCAGCCCAAAGCAAUAUGGAAUAAGUCAUAUUUUAUUCUAAAGUAAAUUGUACAAAAACAAUAUACCAUCCAUCCAUUUCUAAAAUACAUUUUAGAAUUCUUACAGAAUAAAAUUAUUUAAACUAAUGUGAAACACGUUG